UAAACACACGUGUUUUGCUCCUGUCAAAAAAUUAAAUGGAUAAAUCUACUAUUGGCUUCAAGAUAUUUGACUGUCUUGAUUUCUUAUGUAGAAAUAAUGCCUCCAUCUCUAAAGAGCUUUCCAAGUUUUUGAGCAAACAGAUAUGGAGUCCAAGUGACAGACGAGAGAUUCUUGAAAAAUUGAGUGAUGUGUUCUUGACCGGUCAGGUUCGGCAAUUUGGGGCAAUUUUUCGUCCCCUGCUACUGGAUAUUAUAACUAGAACUGGACACAAAAUAGAAGAAUGUGGGACACCAUUUGAUAAGCAUCUAAGCUUUUGUGUUGCUCUCUCAAGUUGCCUGCACUGGCCGGACAUUCAAAGGUUUACUCUGAGUUACGUGAAGGGGAAGCCGAGCUUCCUAGCUCCUGAGAAUGGCGAAACAGCAGAACCAAAGAAGAAAAAACGGAAAAAAUCCAAGGGUCAAGAGGUCACAAGGGUGCAGGCUGCAUGGCUGUUUACAAAAUACCUUGGUGAAGAUGUUACAGAGUUCCUCCCCUUGGUUGACAUUCUGCCAUUUACAUCAAAUGAACAUGGUCAUGUCAAAUGGUUUGCCUGUCAGACUGUUGUGGAGAGACAAGGCAUGUCCCCGGCAGCCAGGAAGGAAUACCUUUUACAGCACUUCACAGAAGAUAAACUCAGGGAGCUAACAAUCAAGUUUUCUACGGAUACACCACAUACAUCGGUUUCUACUGAUGUUCAGUGUGUACCUGAGUUGACCAAUGAGGUGUCCCAUACACGUCACAUGAUCCUGGAGACUGACUUCUGUGACAAGGUCACAUGUGUGGGAGGAGUGUUACUGUCAAAAAAGAAAACAGAAUCUGAAGUGAAGCUGGACCUACUUCCUGUCCCGUCCAAUGAGAAGAACCUGCACAGCAUUGCCAUGGCAGUGUCUGCGGGGUCACCUGUUCUGCUCCAGGGAGUUGUGGGCUCAGGAAAGACAACUCUGGUAGAACAUCUUGCAAAACUGACUGGCAGAGCUACAGCCCCUGCCUUAAUGAAGAUACAACUUGGUGAUCAGAUGGACAGCAAGGCUUUGCUUGGCACAUACAGGUGCACAGAGGUGCCUGGGGAGUUUGUCUGGCAGCCGGGCGUUCUGACCCAGGCCGUAACCAAUGGCUACUGGGUGUUGUUGGAAGACAUUGAUGAGGCCCCGAUGGAGGUGGUGUCUGUCCUCUUGCCCCUCCUAGAGACUAGGGCCCUCUCCGUGCCAGGGCAUGGGGACACUGUCAGGGCGGCACCUGGCUUCCAUCUGUUUGCCACUCAGAGGUUGGUGAGCAGCAGUGCUGGUUGGCAGCGAAAGCAGACUGGUUCCAGUGCCCUGCUUGAGAAACUGUGGACUAGCGUGCUGGUGGAACCUCUGUCACGGGAUGAACUAAAGAUGGUGAUAUGUACCAAGUACCCAGCCCUGGAGACAGUUGUCGACCGUCUGCUGGAUAUCUACUUCAUGUUGUCUGCUGGGGGUCAUGAGGGGUCAACUGCUGGGGGUCAACAGGGUGCCUCUGCUGGGGAUAUUGAGGGGGCACCUGCCAUUGCUAUGGAGAUGGUGGAGAGCACUGUUGGCAAGUUCCUGUCCCGAGAUGGUCGGCAAAUCUCCACCAGGGACCUGAUGACAUGGUGUGGGAGGGUGGGGCGAGACUUUGAUGUUGUGUCCCCAGAGUCGGGCAGUCUCGCCCUCCAGGAGGCCAUGGACUGUUUUGUGGCGUGUAUUUCCCGGCCUGCAAGGCGCUUUCCACUCGCAGAGGCUAUUGGGGCAAAACUCAAUGUGUCCAAACCCAAGGUUGAGUAUUUUUGUGAGAAGUACAAGCCCGAUGUUACGGUGACUCCGACCAGCUUUACCGUGGGGCGCGUAACUCUCCCAAUACAACCUCAGCCCACUCUCCAGUUACUCAGGCAGAAGAGCACAUUCUCGUUCACAAGGCAAUCAAGCAUAUUACUGGAGCGAGUGGCAAUGUGCAUGUACAAUCGAGAACCAGUCCUGCUGGUUGGGGAAACUGGAACCGGAAAGACUUCCUCCGUACAAUACCUUGCACAACAGCUAGGCCAUAAGUUACAUGUGAUCAACAUGAACCAGCAGAGUGAUAGUGCAGACCUUCUUGGAGGGUUCAAGCCAGUAGAUGUGAGACACAUUAUCAAGCCUUUCUACGAAGAUUUUGAGCUGCUCUUCUGUAAAACUUUCUCUAGAAAACAGAAUGCCAAAUUUCUCGGCCAUUUGCAGGAAUGUUUUGGUAAAAGGAAAUGGGAGGCCAUGUUCUCACUGAUGGAUCAUACCAGCAUCUCCGCUCUCAGCAAGUUCAAAAAUGACCGGCAGACAUUACCCAAGUGGUCUGGUAUACAUAGAAGGCUGGGUCAGCUCAAACUGCAGGUCCAACAGACACAGAAUGCUCUGGCUUUCACCUUCAUGGAGGGGAGUCUGGUAAAAGCAAUGAGGUCAGGUGACUGGGUUCUUCUGGACGAGAUCAACCUGGCUGCCAUGGAAACCCUGGAGUGUCUCAGCGGGCUUCUCGAGAGCGACACGGGCUCCGUCCUGCUCAUGGAACGCGGUGAUGUUGAGCCGGUGAAGCGCCAUCCAGACUUCCGCCUGUUUGCCUGCAUGAACCCCGCCACUGAUGUUGGCAAGAGGGACCUCUCCCCUGGCAUCCGAAACAGGUUUACCGAGUUGUUUGUGGAUGAGCUAGAAGACAGCUCUGAUCUAAAGAUCCUGGUUCGGGACUACCUACAGGGCCUUUCACUAACCGCCGGUCAGUUGGACGGUGUGGUUAAGUUCUACCUGACCCUGCGGUCCGAGGCUACGAAGAAAUUGACUGACGGGACUGGUCAUCCACCCCACUACAGUCUACGGACGCUCUGUCGGGCACUGAGGUUUGCUGCCCUGAACAGCUGUGGAUCAGUGCCUCGCUCAUUAUAUGAGGGUUUCUGUCUCAGUUUCCUCACUCAGCUUGAUCGCUCCUCACACCCAGUGGUACAACAACUAGUGUGCCAAAACAUCAUUGGCAGAUCCAACGUAAAAGGAAUCCUUAAACAGCCCCUUCCAGCCCCACCAGGUGGACAGGCACUCAACUUUGAGGGGUACUGGAUAAAGGCUGGGGGUCUGGAGCCAGCCACGCCACAGAAUUACAUACUGACCCCAUCAGUGAGGGCUAACCUGAAGGAUUUGGCUAGAGUGGUGUCUGCUGGGCAGCACCCAGUGUUACUACAGGGGGAAACGUCAGUGGGGAAAACCAGUCUGAUCAACUGGCUGGCACAGUCUAGCGGGAACAUGUGUGUCCGCGUUAACAACCAUGAACACACUGACCUACAAGAAUAUGUCGGCUCGUACGCAGCUGAUGAGAAUGGAAAGCUGGCGUUUAAGGAAGGUGUGCUUGUGGAGGCCAUGAAGAAGGGCCACUGGAUAAUCCUCGAUGAGCUGAAUCUUGCACCAACUGAUGUUCUCGAGGCCCUGAAUAGGCUGUUAGAUGACAACAGAGAGCUGUUCAUUGCUGAAACCCAGGAGAUGGUGCGGGCUCAGCCAGGGUUCAUGCUGUUUGCCACCCAGAACCCGCCCGGUCACUAUGGAGGCAGGAAGAUGUUGUCCAGGGCAUUUAGAAACAGAUUUGUGGAGCUUCACUUUGAUGAGAUUCCUAGCAAGGAGCUGGAGACAAUCCUUCAUGAACGCUGUGACAUCCCUCUUUCAUACGCUCGACGUCUUGUCGCAGUUAUGGGCGAGCUUCAGACUCGCAGACGGGGCUCAGGCGUGUUUGCUGGGAAGAUGGGCUUCAUGACCUUGAGGGAUUUGUUCAGAUGGGCGGAGAGAUACAAGUGCCCGGAGAUGGAUAAAAAGAAGUUUUACAAUUGGGAUAAACACUUGGCUGAUCAAGGUUACAUGUUGCUUGCCGGCAGGGUGAGGAAGGCAGAGGAGACUGAAGUCAUACAGGAAGUGAUACAGAAACAUUUUAAAUGUCGUCUGGAUGCCAGUACAUUGUUCACAAUGGACCAGUCCACUUCACUCACCUCCAAAUCCACUCUGGAACAAGUCCUUAGCCAAUCAGCUACUGGCUUUCAUCACAUCGUUUGGACCUACAGCAUGAGAAGAUUGGCCGUUCUGAUUGGUCAAGCUAUAAAGUACAAUGAACCAAUCCUACUGGUGGGGGAGACAGGUUGUGGGAAAACGACCAUGUGUCAGCUGUAUGCAGCACUCAAUAAGUCUGCUCUACAUGGUGUGAAUUGCCACCUUCAUACAGAUAGUGCUGACUUCAUGGGAGGAUUAAGGCCAAUUAGAGAUCACCAAGAUGAAAGUAAGAAAGACAAGCUAUUUGAAUGGGUAGAUGGCCCACUUGUACAAGCAAUGAAAGAGGGAGCCAUGUUUCUCAUAGAUGAAAUCUCAUUGGCUGAUGACAGUGUCCUUGAAAGGUUAAACAGUGUCCUUGAACCUGAGCGGACAAUCCUAUUGGCUGAGAAAGGGGGCGGAGAUGGAGGAACCAAUGAGGUGGAACAGGUGGUUGCUAGGGGAGGAUUCCAUGUGUUUGCUACAAUGAACCCUGGUGGAGACUUUGGGAAGAAAGAGCUAUCGCCAGCCUUGAGAAACCGGUUUACCGAGAUCUGGUGUCCUCCAUCAGACUCUCGACAGGACUUGAUCAACAUAAUCGAGCACAACCUUCACUCUGGCAUCCACUUGUGUAACCAGGAAGAUGGAACCAGCGGCAUCGGUCGAGCCAUCAUGGACUUUGUGGAGUGGUUCAGGAAUAACGAGAUAGGGAAAAGAUGUACAGUGAGUAUCCGAGACAUCUUGACCUGGGUCCAUUUCAUCAACACCUGUGCCCGGAAGGUGGACACUGCCAUGGAAACAGACCAGGAGACACCAAACCAGUUAGAACCGGCUGUGGCUUAUAUUCACGGGGCCUGUCUGGUGUUCCUAGAUGGACUAGGGGCAGGCACAACAAGCCAGGGUAAAGAUGAUAUCAUACGCAAACAGAGGUCAGGUUGUCUGGCCUUUCUGCUGAAACAAGUGAACUCCCUGACCCAUCAACAGUUUGAACUCUCUGACCUUGGUCUCCUUGACUACAGUCUUGUGACGAAACAGGUUGUCAUGGAAACAGAAAAUGAUUUCUGCAUUCCACCAUUUAGCAUUGUGAAAGGAGACAAGCGGCCAGCUCAUGGUGCCAUGUAUGCCCUUGAGGCCCCAGGCACCUGCAGGAACGCCCAACGUGUGUUACGGGGUCUUCAACUGCCCCGCCCUCUCCUGCUAGAGGGAAGCCCAGGGGUGGGAAAAACCAGUCUAGUUACAGCAAUAGCAAGGGCUUCAGGGAGGGACUUAGUCAGGAUUAACCUCUCAGAGCAGACGGAUGUGACAGACUUGUUUGGUGCUGACCUCCCCGUUGAGGGUGCAGAGGGCGGGGUGUUUGCUUGGAGAGAUGGUCCAUUACUGCAGGCACUCAAGGCUGGCAGCUGGAUUGUCCUUGAUGAGUUGAACCUUGCCUCGCAGUCAGUUCUUGAAGGCCUGAAUGCCUGUCUUGAUCACCGUGCAGAGGUGUACGUUCCUGAGCUUGGAAAAACAUUCCACAUCCAGCAUGAACGAACACGUCUCUUCGCCUGCCAGAACCCCCUUAACCAGGGUGGAGGUCGCAAGGGUCUUCCGAGAUCCUUCCUCAAUAGAUUUACACAGGUGUAUGUGGAGCCGCUUUCAGAGGCGGACCUCAUGUUCAUUGCCACGACCAUGUACACAGAUAUACCAGAACAUACACUCCGUAACAUGGUUACAUUCAACAUGAAGAUGCAUGAGGAGGCUGUGUUGAAGGGCUCGUUUGGACAGAAAGGCGGGCCUUGGGAGUUCAAUCUGCGUGACCUCUUCCGCUGGUGUGAUUUACUUGUUCAAAACCAGAGUAAAGACCAUCUUGACCCAGGGGAGUACAUAGGCCUGAUUUACUCAGACAGGAUGAGGACCGUCACUGAUAAACAACAGGUCUACAACCUUUUCCAAUCCCUGUUCCCCGCAGACCCAACACCAUACUCCUGCUCUGGAGUUUUCUACUGUGACCUUGACCAUGUACAAGUGGGUCACUCCUUCCUCAAGGUCAAAGGUCAAGGCUAUCACCAUGGUGACAGGGAAAGGUCAUUGCAGAUUCUGCAUCACAGUCUCGGGCCUCUGGAGUCGCUGAUGAAGUGUGUGGAAAUGAAUUGGAUGGCAAUAUUGGUUGGUUCCCCGUCCAGUGGCAAGUCCAGUACAGUGGAGAUGUUGGCCCAGCUUACAGGGAACCGGCUCAAUGUUUUAGCUAUGAACAGUGCCAUGGAUACCACGGAGCUUCUUGGCGGAUUUGAACAGGCAGACGAAAGCAGACACAUUGAGGAAGUUGCUGCUGAUGUCAAGGUCAUUGUUGACGAAAUCUGCAGCAGGUGCUUGUUGCUUAGCAACCAUGAAAGCAUUGCAACAGUAACCAAGCUACAGGAACUAUGGAAACAGUUCACAAGCUGCACCUUAUCAGGAAUUGGUGUAUCAAGUUCUGAGGAGGUGGACCAGCGAAGAGCACAGAUAACAAAACUACAGGCUGUAAACAAAGUCUGCAGGAAAGCUGCUCGCUCACAGCUGCAGUUACAUGACUUGACAGAAAAAGUGUCAACAUGCAGACAGAGACUGACUAAACUGCAAGAGAAACUCUCAUUGGCUGUUGCUGGGAAAGGAGGCGGGGCUUUUGAGUGGAUUGACAGCCUCCUGGUGAAGUCGCUCAUUCAGGGUGAUUGGCUGCUUGUAGACAAUGUUAAUUUCUGCAGUGCCUCAGUGUUGGACAGACUAAAUGCCCUCUUGGAGCCUCACGGGGUUCUCAGUAUCAACGAGAGAGGGGUCAUAGAUGGGGAAAUCCCAACUAUAAAACCACACCCAGAUUUCAGGUUGUUCUUGUGUAUGGAUGCGAGGCAUGGGGAGAUAUCUAGAGCCAUGAGGAACAGAGGCAUUGAGAUUUACAUCCCCGGCGAGGAGGACAGUGUGCCCUAUGAAACCCAUGAUCUAAAGUUGAUAGCCAGUGGGCUCGGUCUCAAGUCCAUGGUGGUUUUUGAUUGGCUGUUGGAACUUCAUAACCUCCUUAGGGAAGAGUUACCAAGGGGAGAUAAGCCAGGAGUACAGAGUCUUCUGCAGGUUGCAGCCCAGGUUGUACAGCACUCUAACCAUGGUAACAACCUUGAGAAGUCGGUGAAGGCAGCAUGUCACAGUGUGUAUGUACAAAGGCAGCGCCAUACACAGGCCAGGAAGCUGUCUCUUGAACUGGUUGGCAAACAUUUAGAAUCAUGGCCAGGAAAUGAGCGUCUGGCCAGCCCCCAUCCUGAACUAGGCCUGUUUCCACGGCAACUUCCUGAUGUUGCCAUGGUAACCAGUGACCCAGAUUUUGCCAUGGUGAUGAGGAAUAUGGCAUUAUUUAUGCAUGAGAUGGAAACAAAUCAUAUAAGAGACCUUGAUGGGAAACUAAAGCAUGUGCUAGAAUUGGCACUCAGUCUGACGCCUGAGAGCAGUUUUCCAUUGAUGAUAGACUGGUUACAGACUUACUGUAAUAACAAGCAGGCAGACCUGUCAGGUGUAUGUAAAUAUGUAGUGCCCAGUCUACAGGAAGUGACCUCACAUCUGGCAGCUGUCAAAGUCAGUGAUAAUAUGGCCGCAGUAUUUCGACAGUCUGAAAUAGCCUGUACAGCCAUGGAUCUACAGUGGAAUGUCCAGUACUUUGACCGGCAGACCAGAACAGUUGACAGUGGUGAUUUAGAUGAUAUGAUUACUCAACUGACCACUCUUUUUAACAGACUGCAUGUCCAACAGAGGGUCCAGGUUGAGCUGUAUCUGCUGAGACGGCAACUUGAAUCACUGCAGGCCGCCCUGGACAGGGAUAAGAGUCGGGGACAGCAGACAACACACGAGGCUAUUCCACAUCUGGUGUCCCUGUUCCCUCUUGUUGCCAUGGCGAUCACCAACGCUGUUCCUGACAUGAACCUCGAGGCCUAUCCUGAAGUUGUUAAGGUGCUAGAGGCUUUCCAGUGCUGGAUUCGUUUGUACCACAUGGCUGCCGAGAUGGUCACUGCCAGGGGAGAAUACUCCAUGCUCAGUCUCUUUUGGAAAUGGGCCAAGAAGGCUCUACAGGACACUGGAUGCUUUAAGGGGAAGCAAAUCUCCACCAUUGUCAGUAGCCUACAGGCAGUUCUUAGCAAAGAUGAUAAGAAGUGGAAGGUGUUUGUGAAGUUCCGAAGGUCAUGGGGUCAUCCAAGGCCAUUCGAAAGCAAUGUCAAGGCCAGCCUCUACAGGGAAACCAUGGAGUUGUUCAGAUGCCUGGAACUGGGACCCAGACUUAACGACUUGUUGAAUGAAGCUAGGGUGAAGGUCAUGGUGAAACAUAGACUGGCUCUGGUGGACGCUGCUUCAAAAUUACUGGAAUUUGAGGAUACAGAGAACAUUGAAGACUAUGAAGAAGUGAUGCAAUCCAUUCAACAGCUGUUGACCAAUCACAAGCUCUUAUCAAGGCAUGACAACAGUGUUGCCAUGGAGAUAGAUGAUCAUGUGAUCGCAGACAACCAAUCAGGAGACGGCAAAGCAGAUGACCUCCCUGUGACCUUUGUACAACUAUGGCCGGUCUUCGAUCAUUGCGCAUUUCUUGAAGGCUAUAAGAUGUUGGAGAAACUAUUCCUCUCGAAUGUUUCUAGUGACCAUAUGGACAGUUUUCAUAGCUACCUGUCAUUCUUUACAACUUUCAAACCCACGAGCUUGGUUUUGUUUAAGGAGAUGAAGGACUUGGACAGUAAGGUUCAUCUUUCCCAAGUGCAAGCUGUAUUGUUAGAAAGGUUACGGAAAGGACACAAUGUUCUCAACCCUGGUCUAUGGCUGACUUGGAACGAAAAACAUAGUACUGAAGAAGACACAGUGGAACAGAAUUACUCAGUCCUACAGCCUGUGUUGUCUGUUGCCAUGACAUCACUGUUGUCAAGACCAGACAAGAUGGUUUCCAUGGAAACGGCUGAUGUGAAGAUCGGUGCGUCUGUGAAGAGUUACUCAAGGGAGAUAACCCAGCUGUCAUACCUCAGCCAGCAUGUGUGGACUCACGUUUGCUCUUACAGCAGCUUGAAUACAUUAGAUGUUGAGAGAGGCAAUCUGAUAGCUACACUUGUCCAUUCUCUGAAAUCCAUGGAUGGCGUCAUGUCAAGAGAUUGUCCUGAAGAAUACACACAGAAGCUUGAAACCAUAGCGACCAGCUUCGACCUAUCAGAAGACAGUUUAAAAAGCAUUGACUAUAUCCUGCAUGUUCAUUGUACUCUGAAACACAUGGAAAAAGAGCAGAACAAUUUGAUGGAUGAGGCUAUCAAUUCAGUUGCCAUGUUGAUCCAGGGUGAGACCACUGUAGGUGCAGAGGAGGUGGGGCAGACUUGGGUGAAGGUGGGGCUCUUCAAUAUGGCCAUGUUAGCCCCACAGGCACCUGUAGAUCCGGUGGAAAAACUGACCAUUAAGAUGGAUAUUCUUAAGGAGGAGCUUGCUGAGGUUGAAACAGAACUUGAUGUACUGUGUACCCACCAUAGACUGGUUACAGGCCAGGAGUUGACUGAGCAGUCAGACAGACUGGUUCAUCCCAGAGUGCCGUAUCUCAAAGGGAGAUUACUUCAACUCGGGGAACAAAUCGCUCAGUUAGAGAAGCAGGUUGCUUACAGGCCUACGCCAUCUCAGUAUUCCCAGUUGGUAGCAGACGUGAAGAACUUUAUGUCUAGCGUAGCGUCAGUAGAAGCAGUUGGCAUAUUAACAGACAAACUCCUAAGUGAAUGUCGGCAAAUCUCGAUGGCAACGGUGGAUAACGUUUUGAGGAGAGUUGGAUUAUGGGAGCGCUCAGUCGAUAAGUUCCUGGACUCGUUGGAGAGGCAGUACCCCAUAUACAGGGAUAUUACUGCACCGUUUAUGUGUGCUGUGCAGCAGAUGGUUCACGGAAUGCAUUUGUUACGUCAUGAAGUAAAGAGAGGCCUCGCCCUUCAAAAAUUGAAUAUCACUUCAAUCAACAAUUCACAUGAGAUCAUUUCCAGAUUAGAAGACCUAGUGUGCAUGGUGGGAAAAUUCCCAUCCUUGUCAAGACAGGUACCCUCGUGUCUCCACUUAGCUACAGCCUUGACCUCUGACCCUAGCCUCACUCUGGUGAAACAGGUGCUAUCAAGGUCAAAUAUGGAGGACACACCACAACCUGACCAAGUUUUGACAGGCACUGACAGCAUUCUGUUGGGCUGUUUACACCACCUAGUAUUAGAGGCGGAGACUAGAGGUCAGCUGACUAGCAACCUUGUGGUGACCUUGACCUUGAUACUGGACAUGUAUGUGUUGGCAUGGCAACAGGAAGAGGAAGCCAGAAAGGUCAAGGAGCAGGAAGAAGCAUCACUAUAUAGGUACAAGUCACAGGUGCACGGAGAUGAGAGAUCGGAGGAGGAACAAAUUGAGGCAGAGUUCCUGCACAACUUCCCCACUUACAAACAGGACUUUUUGGACUUGAUGGAACCAAAUUCUUUAGAAGAGAUAAACAUGCAAACAGAAGACCCUGAUGAGCCACAGCCAUCGCUUCAUGUAACAAGCUACCAGAUGACCCUGAUCUGCCGGGUCCAUCAGAGGCUUUACAAUCAUCUGGUGCACACCGACUGGUACAAGCCGGUUGCUAUGGAAACCCUGAAGGUGUUUGAUUGGAUAAAACCGGUGUUGGCCACCUACACUGCAGCGUCCUUGUUGACAGUGAAACUUGCAGAUGUAAUGAGUAGCCGUGUGGACAGUAAGCUCCUUGGCGGCCAUCUUGUGGUGUCUGCUGUUCAACAGUACUGCAUCCAACAAGCAUCAGAGCAGGCGGAUCAAGCCCUUGUUGAGGGGCCCAGUGUGUACGACAUCUACCAUGACCCCAAUAUCCCAGAGGUCAUUCAGUGCCGCCCUGUGAUGAAUGCCCUCAGGUCAAGGGUCACAGAGCUACAGGGGGAGUGGCCGGACCACCCUACAUUGAAACAGCUGCAUGAGAUUAUGGACAGAAUAGAGAGCUUCCCUAUUACAUCGCCUGUGAUGAAAUUCCUUACCGGGAUAGAACUGCUGCUACAAAGUGCCCAGGAGUGGGAGAGCAAUGCAUCCCAACAUGUUUCCAUGGCAACACAACUUGGUGAAAUCUCCAGACUGAUUGUUCAAUGGCGGAAACUGGAAUUGAGUUGCUGGAGUAAGGCUUUGGACACAGAGGAACAGAGGUACCAGUCUGCAGCAAGCAAGUGGUUUUUCCAUGUCUACCAAACAGCCCAGGCCACUCUGCAAAUUAAUUUAAACACUGAGAACAUUGAGGAAAGUCCUCCAACGAUAGAGGAAUUCACCAAGAUUAUCAAACAGUUCAUGGAGAAAUCCACCCUAGGGGACUUCCAGGCUAGGCUACAGAUGAUUGUCAGCUUUCAUUGUAGUCUUGUUGCGAUGGAAUCACAGGAGGCAAAUACUGUUUCCAUGGAUACAGAACAAAAUGGCAAGAAUGAAGUUUCCAUGGAUAUGGAUCAAAUUGGAACCAUUCUAGAAACUGAUGCGGAAAGUGACCAAAAGAAAGACAAAGAAACCAGUCAGGAGACUAUUGAACGAAGGAGAAUAAUGGCAAAUGUUUUGUGGAAUGUCUACCAGUUUUACAGCAGGUUCUUCGAUAGCGUUAAAGCAGAACUGCACCGGUUGAGGCAGCCUAUUGAAAAAGAACUAAAGGGUUUUGUAAAGAUAGCGAGGUGGUCUGAUAUCAACUACUGGGCACUGAAACUGACGGCAGAGAAGACACACAGAACCUUGCAUAAACAUCUCAAAAAGUUCCAGGGUGUACUACAACUUCCUGUUCAGGGAAUUCUGGGAGAUGUUGCAACUGGGGCCACCUCUGAGCCAGGGGCAGGUCACUCUACCUGGGCAGACACAUUACUGGCUUACCAUGAGGCUCUCAUAGAAAAGUUGCGACAUUUUCAGACUCCUGCUGUUGCUAGUCUCGUGAAUGUUGACCAGCUACCCCCAGACCAAAUCCCUCUACAACACAAGCUCUCCCAACUGUGUAGCCGGGUCAACAAACACUGGGUUACCAUAGUAACCAAGGGCAGAUACUGUGAACGGGUUGCUAUGGUGGACCAGUUCACAGGGGAGCUCAUUGAGGAGAUACACAGCCUUCAGGCUUUGGAUGUAAACAGGACCCUUGAGAAGGAGAAGCAGAAGUCUGAAGCUAAACACAUCAACCUGCGCAGGAGAAAGGCUCUCAGUGACCUCUUCAAAUACUUAGCAAAUCUCGGGUUGUCGUACCGGAAGGGCCUGAUGGCAUGUGAACAGGACCCAGAUGCAGCCCUUAAAGUGACCCCAUUGGACCUGAACGUAGUGCUACAGGGGGACAGCUCUGUCCAGAAUGUUUGGAGCGGAUGUCAGGAAUACUUUUAUCGAUGCGUGUCCAGACGUUCCCAGUUCCUGACAGCCCUUGCAAGCCCAUCCAAAGAGCUUGGGAUCAGCAACAUUGACCGCUGCAAGGGUUUCGCCGAACAUCUCUACUCAUUGCUCAUUCGACAACAGAAAGUGGUGGCCACAUUGACCUCCAACUACAAGCAUAUCAGGAACACAGUCACCAAUGUUGAGAAGUUGAAGACAGCUGAGUGUGUUGUCCAAGAACAAGGAGAGACAAUCAAGUGGAUGGACCAAUGUCGAACAUUGGUCGUACAGAUGAUAGAAGGACUCAGCCAAUUCCACGCUCUACUUCUGUGUUGCCCGGGGAAACAGGGACAGACAACUUUUCACCCUUCACCCCUGCCAACCUCUGACCUUCAUGAAAUGGCCUUGGUCAGAUUUGGAGAUGAAAAGUUGAAAACAGCCAUAACAGAUGUGCAGGAACUUGUAGCAGAAUUGAGGACGGUUCAGGCUUCUAUUCCAUGUCCCAGUGAGCUUGUUAUUGUCAUCAGAGAUGACAUACAAGUCUUACAAAAUGUUUUCCAAAAGAUACACAGUUACAAACCAAAACUGAUAAGCCUCGCCAAACAGUUUUCAACCUCAGAGUUGGACAAAACUAAUGCAUUCACAGACGUUCUAAACCUUUUGAUUGAAGAGUCAGCCUCAAAGUGGACUCAAUUUGAGGUUUUCUAUAAGAAAGUGAACUCUGGCACUAGUGAAUGUUUUGAAGAAGAGGAAAAUGAAGAAAGUCUCCCAUAUCUGGCGAAGAUUGAGUCAGUGAUCGCCAGUGUGCUGCUUGUUGUACAGAAACAGAAGAAGAAAGCUGAUGCUUUGUCAGGUGGUAACGGUGCUGGAACUGGGGAGAAUGAUGGUGAAGAGCCUACAGAUGAGAUGGAGGAAGGCCAACUUGUCAAGCGUAUUCUGGACAGUCUCCAGGAAGACUCAAACACACUCAAAGUUACAGAGGUGCUAGACACACUGCAGUCACUGGUGAAGGACAUGACAUCUCAUAGGACAUCAAGCAGGGAACCAUGUUUGGUGAUGUUGACCAAUCGUCUUAUACCUUUCCUUCACCAGUAUGAGGGCAUUGUUCACCACCAUCUUGUUAGCAACACCGCUGCUAUGAGAACUACAGGAAAACUGUUGUCGGUGCUGCUUGGUGUGUUUACUGAUCUAGCAGCAAAGGGCUUUUGUAUACCACCUGAGUUUUCAGACGAGAUGUCAGGGGAGGGAGCGACAGACUUUUGUGAUAUUGAAGAAGGUGGUUUAGGUGAUGGAGAGGGAGUUAAGAACGUCAGUGAUCAGAUAGAAAAUGAGGACCAGCUUGAUGAAGCAAAGCGUCCGGAAGACUACAAGCCGGAGGAUCAGUCUGACCAGCCAGACAUCAAGUCCGAGGAGAACGCUAUAGAAAUGUCUGAGGACUUUGAAGCGAAGGUUCAGGAUCUGGAAGAUGUGGACAAGCAAGAGGAUGAUGAUGAAAAGGAAGAUGAAGGAGAAGAAGAUGUUGACAAGCAAAUGGGAGAUGUUGAUGGGGAUGAGGAUGACAAACUGGACGAGCAGAUGUGGGGCAGUGAUGAAGAGCCAGAGGAAUCGCAGGAGGAUAAGAAGGAGGAGACAGGGCCGGGUGGGGGUAAGCAGAGUGAGUCAGAGCUGGUGGCCAAGGAUGACAAUGAGGACCAAGAUACAGGGGAGGACAAGGAAACUGAACAUAAGGAUGAAGACAAUGAAGAGGAGAAUGAGAGGAAGCCGAAAGAACUUGAUAUGGAUCAGGAGGAUUAUGAUGAUGAUCAAGUUGAUCCGUAUCAUGGGAAGCAAGAGGAACAGCAAGCACCUGAGGACCUUGAUCUGCCGGAUGACCUGAAUCUGGAUGAUGCAGAAGACAAUAAUGAAAAAGAGGGAGAACAGGAAACUGAACAUAUGGAUGAAAAUGAUACAGAUGAAACUAAACUUCCUCCAGAGGAGGGUCCCGAUGAAAACAAUGAAUCUGAGGAUGCUGAUGUCAAUAAGGAAGAAGAGACUACAAAGGACAAUGAGGAGGAAACUCAGGGUCAAGAUGAAGGCACAGAUGCAAAAGAAGAACCUCAAGAUGAUAAAGACGAGAAUGAGAGAAAAGAAGAAGAGGGACAUGAAGACCCUGGAUUCACACCUGAGGAUGAGGCAGUAGUUAAUACAGAGGAUAAAGACGACACAGACACACAGGAAGCAGAUGACACCACACAGGCAGUGGAGCAUCAUGGGAAGACGUCACAUGACCAGACAGAGAAUGUAGAGCAGAGUGACACAGCGAAGGAUGCCGCAGGGGAAAGCAUGGAGAAUGACCAGCAAGAGUCUGAGGGCACUGGUCAGGCCACAGCGGAAGCCUCUGAAGGUCACCAGGGUCAAAAGUCACACACAUCUGCAGACUCCAGUGCUCAGGCUAAACGGAAAAUGCAUGAACGGCAGCCUGGUAAAGCAGACAGCGACAGGUCUCUAGGAUCUGAUGAACAAAAGUACAAGAGGCUGAAGACUACUGACACCACGGACGUCAAUGUUGAUGACAGGAAAGAUACAGAUGAGGAGAGGGAGAAGCAGGUGGACGCUGAUGAGUUUGAGCAUGUGAAGGACUCACAAUCACACUAUGACACCCAGACGCUUGACGUCGCCACAGCAGAGCAGCUGGAGGAACAAGGGCAGAUAACUCAGGAAAAUGAGGAGGCAGACAAAACUCCCGACCAGGAGGAUGAAAUGGAGGAGGAGGAACAGACAGAGGAUGACCAGCAAGUGGAUAACAUGUCUUCAGCCAAGCUCAAGAAAAAGUCAAAACCAGACAAUGAACAGACUGACAAUCCAGAUGAAGGAGAUUCUCUGAAAAACGAGGGUGAUGGUCAACACGAGAUACCGGGAGAGAAGGUUGCCACAAUGACAGUUGCAAGGGGCGAUGAGUCAACUAUACACACUGCCAUGGAAUACUUAAGCAUGGAUAAUACUCCGUUUGACCUUGAGAGUUUGCGUGAGGAGUUGGAGAGCCAGCUGGGGUCGUGGAGCCAGUCCAAUCUGCCUGUUAACACAGACAUGGAAUCUGCAGCCAGUGAGCUGUGGCACCGAUAUGAAGCUCUGACAGGGUCGCUGGCCCAGGAUUUGUGUGAACAGCUGCGCCUAGUGCUCGAGCCAUCGCAGGCCACAAAACUCAAGGGAGACUAUCGGACCGGUAAACGGCUGAACAUGCGUAAAGUUAUCCCUUACAUUGCGAGUCAAUUCCGGAAGGACAAGAUCUGGCUGCGGAGGACGAAACCCAGCAAACGGCAAUACCAGAUCAUGUUGGCCAUCGAUGACUCGUCUAGCAUGGUUGACAACCACUCCAAACAGAUGGCCUUUGAGUCCCUGUCAUUAAUAUCCAACGCUCUGACACUUCUUGAAGCUGGACAACUGUCAAUCUGCAGUUUUGGGGAGACAGUGAACGUACUACACCCAUUCACGGAGCAGUUCACCAGUCACUCUGGGGCACAUCUCCUGCAGUACCUUACCUUCGAACAGAGGAAAACUAAAAUUGCUCAGCUUCUAAAGCAAGCCACCAGUAUGAUGUUGGAUGCCCGUGAGAAGCAGCCCGGGCCAGGAGGGAACCCCGAGACGUCCCAACUACUCAUGGUCGUGUCAGACGGGCGUGGCUUGUUUAUGGAAGGGAUGGAGGCCGUGAAGACGGCUGUACGACAGGCGCGCGAAGCCAGUGUGUUCAUAGUGUUCGUCAUUAUUGACAAUCCGGUCAACAAGGACUCCAUACUGGACAUCAAGGUUCCUGUAUUCAAGCAAGCCGGCCAGGUUCCCGAGAUCAAAUCUUACAUGGACUCAUUCCCUUUCCCAUUCUACAUUAUCCUACGUGACAUCAACAGUCUUCCCAGUGUGCUUAGUGACGCAUUAAGACAGUGGUUUGAGUUGGUCACCGCUCUUGACAGAUAAUACAGAAAGAUACCACUGCCACAUGUAUGUGACACCAACAGCUUAACCAGUGUGCUCAGUGGCACCUUUAAAUAGUCUUUUGAACUUGUUACCACUGUGAACAGAUGUUGUCGUCUGUCUUAAAAAAAGACUUUUAGAGGAUUAAGCAAGUGUUGUUUUCUCAACGUGCCCUGUUGUAUAGAAUCAAGGGUUUGAGCAAGCACGGAAAGCAUUUUACCAGUGUAUGGCUUGCGGGCUUGGGUAAUUUCAACCACUGUGUCCUACUAAGGUUUGCCAUUAUUUUUUUCAACAAGCCCUGCUGUAUAAUAUAAGGGGUUUAAGCCAGCCUGUAAGCAUUUUACCAGUGCAUGGCUUACAGGCUUGUGCUAAAUCCAACCACUGUGUCAUACUCCUACCAGCCUGAUUUGUGUCCUUUGGCACAUGGUCACAGAAGUUUUAAAUUUAUCUAAUCACUGCUCUCGACAGAUGAAGCAUUCUACAUAUACAUGUAUAUCUAUACAUAACCUUCCAGUUGGGUGGUUUGAGCUCAGUGUAACUUGCUUAAAACACUGAAUUUAAUUUGUUAACCAUCUAGGAAGAUGAUGGCAAAAUCUGCAAUUAUCAUUUAACAGUUUUUCAGCUCAUGAUAAUUAUAAUCAUGCCGUAAAAACCAAUUUUUGGGUAUGGGUUUUACUGUUACAGAAAGAAGAACAUGUACAAAUACAUACAUGAAGUAUAAUGUAUAUGAAUACAUCAUAAACAUGUUAAUUUAGAUAUUACUCAUGUACAUGUAUGUGGCAACUCCCAUUACUGUAGCCACAUAUUGUAUGAGUCAUGCUUCCUUAUUGAACUAGACAAAUACAAAAGAUGAGCAUUGUCAUGGCAAACGGUGCCCUUGUUUAUUUAAAGUAAGAUAUUAUAUAAUUGUAUGUGUUCUCAAUAAUAACUUGUUACAUUUCCACUUUUUAAAAUGUAUCAAUGACCAACUGUGACUGGUGAUUAUUACUUAUAUUUGAUUGUCUUAAGACGUAUACACAUGUCGACAUUUAAUAAAAAACAUUUUCACUGAACUUGUUAAUGUAUGUUGUUGAAGAUUUUCUCAAGAAUAAAGUAUGCAAAUUUUA
Mya arenaria is the source of this 17452-nucleotide messenger RNA. Its product is annotated as midasin-like. Gene Ontology annotation, biological process: rRNA processing; ribosomal large subunit assembly. Gene Ontology annotation, molecular function: ATP hydrolysis activity; ATP binding. The record is from RefSeq and is a predicted model, not a curated record. Gene Ontology annotation, cellular component: preribosome, large subunit precursor; nucleus. The coding region runs from base 36 to 16349 and encodes 5437 amino acids. The transcript is spliced from 100 exons. Lineage: Eukaryota; Metazoa; Mollusca; Bivalvia; Myida; Myidae.